This is a messenger RNA of Babesia microti strain RI, 1515 nucleotides long. RefSeq lists its product as hypothetical. Bases 1 to 1515 code for a protein of 504 amino acids. The record is from RefSeq and is a predicted model, not a curated record. The transcript is spliced from 8 exons. NCBI's taxonomy places the organism in Eukaryota, Apicomplexa, Aconoidasida, Piroplasmida, Babesiidae.
AUGGGAUAUGACGCGGUAAUUGGAGAUCCUCUGGGAAAUUCAGAUUCACAUUCUGACAUAGGGUAUAAAUUACCAAUCAUAUCAAUUCCCAUUAAGAAGUGGGAUUAUAAUAAAUAUUUAUCAACAUCUUUUAAAAUAGACUCAUUUUUCAGUGAUAAAUGUAAUGUCAAUGGGAUGUGGAUUAGGAAAUCUACUUCAUGCGAGCAACGGGCCAUACCAUCCUUUAUGAAAACAACUGAAUCGUUACAUUUGAAUGAUACGCAUGAUGCGGGUGAUUUGAUGAAUAAAAAAGUAAUACAAGUCGCAAUAAAAAAUAAUACAUUGAAGAAAACUUUAAAGGGGAAUAUUCAUACAAAUGUUGAUAAAUUAAUCUGUUCAAUUUAUGAAGCAGGAAUUAUUACUCCAAAUGAAUGGAAUUAUACUAAGGAAUUUAAUAGUGCCGUUAAGACGCUACCAGAAAAUUUUGAUAGACAUGAAAUAUACAAUACAUGUCCGGUAAAACUUUUUAUAGAAAAAUCUGAAGAUUUUAGAUGUUCUAAAGUUGUAAAGCCUUGGAUUAAUUUUUUUAAAAAGUUUGGAACUCACAUAAUAACUUCAAUUUUAGUUGGCGGACAAAUGUUAAAUAUGGAAUUGUAUUCCGAUAUGACAGAUAAAAUUGUCGGUAAAAAUUUAGAGAAUGGUGACUCUAAGUCCGCAAAUAAAAGUAAUUAUAAGAAUUUGGUUUCGACAAAAAAAUCCAUUUUUGAUCAAUGGUCUAUUGGCGGUGUACCUAAAGGUAAAUUAUUCUUGGGAAAUUCUGCAAAUAUGAAAGGAGAAUAUUCAAACUGGGCAAAAUCUGUGUAUGAAAACCCAAUGCCAAUCCAUUGUGGAUUGGAGGAAAUAUUUGCAAUCUCCGAUGAAAAAGCUUUUAAAAAACUUCUAAAGCCUUACAGAAAUGCAAUUAAAUACUAUUACGAACUGCUUGGACCUCCUAACAAAGUAGGCAAUAUGUCAAUGGGUGUAUUUAACUCCCUAAACAAACUGGUAAUAACGGUUCUAAUUCAUAAGUUAAGUGGAAUGAGCAUGAUAAUACAACAUGGAAAAUACCCAUUUUCCCAUUGUAAGGAUAAUGAAGAGGUAGUAGCUGGGUUUUCGUUGCAAAUUGUUGAUGAUAAAAUGGAAUUCGAACAAUGUGAAUCGGGAAGAGAUGGAUGCAUGGGAAAGGGUGAAGCUGAAUCUUCAUUUACGUUCAUAUUAUGUUCUAAAGAGCCUAAUGAAUUAAUCACAUCAAUAGCAUAUAAUGAUCAAGAGGUAAAUUGCCCUGAUAAUUACAUUAUAGCAUUAGGAUAUACUGAGUCUAUUAGACACGUUAAGGGGGAGAAUUCAGUAUCUAGAUGUAAUAGAGGUGAUAGAAACUGUGGCAGCAAAGGUAAAAACACCUGGGUAAUGUGUGUACAUGAAAGCGUGCCUGGAAUUAUGAAUUUUAAAAGUGAAAAUUUUACGGAGCUCGACAGACUUAUUAGAAUCUUCAAAUGA